This is a messenger RNA of Stylophora pistillata, 7055 nucleotides long. Its product is annotated as centrosomal protein of 290 kDa. NCBI's taxonomy places the organism in Eukaryota, Metazoa, Cnidaria, Anthozoa, Scleractinia, Pocilloporidae. Gene Ontology annotation, biological process: ciliary transition zone assembly; non-motile cilium assembly. The record is from RefSeq and is a predicted model, not a curated record. Gene Ontology annotation, cellular component: centriolar satellite; ciliary transition zone.
UGGCGGCGCGAAGAUUGCAAUAACAAGAAAAUUAAAAAGCGAUAAGCGUAAAAUCCACUGAUUUCUGUCAAAUUAAUUUAUAUACAAAUAGUUGAGAACACAAGGAGAUAAAAUGCCGCCUUUAGACUGGGGAAGAAUAAUGGGUACUAAUGUAGCGGAGCUUAGAGAAGAUCUAGAUGCAGCCGAUGAGAUGUACGGCGUCUUGGAGAUGGGCUCAGUUAAUCCAGAUUCGGCAGAAGCUGAAGAUGUAAACAAAAUGAUAAAACUGUUUGAGGUUACAAAGACUGUUAUGAAGGUUAAAUCAUUGCAAGUAGAGCUGGCUACUGAGGAAAUAAAAGCUGGAGGUGGAGACCGAGAGCAAGAAUUAUUGGAUGAAAUUUCCCAUUUAGAGAGAGAGAUCCAGCAAUACAGGAAAUAUAAUGGUGCAGGAGGAGAAGAUUUCAUGAGAGAAAUUCAGCAGAUAUGGCUGCCAGGCUGGAUGAAGCUGAAAAAGAAAACAAAAGUUUGAAAAGAGAUUUGGAAAGGAACAAGAUGGACCUGAGAGACAUACAAAGACAAUUUGAACAGCAGAGAGAAAGUAUGGUAGUGCGAAAAGGAGAAGGCUCUGACUUUAAAGAGAAGAUUUCCAAGAAAAACAAGGAAUUGUCUGAGUAUCUGGAUGAAAUAAGGAUUCUCCAAGAGGCUAAUGAUGAGUUAGAAGAACGCAUAAAAAACACAGAGAAAGAACUUCAGGAUGCAACUGCAGAGAUGGACAAGAUGACAGAUGAAUACACCAAACUUAGGACCAUUCUACAGCAGUCAGACAUGAUCAUUGAUGACAUGAGGAAAGAACGGGAUGCCCUCAGAGCACAGGUUCAAGAUCUCAGAAUGCAGUUUUCAACUAAGACGGACACUGAUGAACAGAUCAUGGCAGCUGUGAACUCUAAAGUGGAAGAGUGGAAGGCUGUGCUUGCAGCAAAGGAAAUUGAGCUAGAGCAGUACCGGUCAUUGGUCCAAGAGCUGAAACGGCAAGCUGCUGGGCUUCAAAUGGAUACAGACAAAACAUCCUUGGCCAUGUUACAACAGGCUGUGGCUGAGAAAGAUGAACAGAUAGAAAAUCUUAAAAAAGAACUUGAAAAGGCAUCAAGUGACAUGCAUGGGGUAGCUUCAUAUGUGGAAGAAGUUAAGGCCUUAACUGAAAAAGGUGUUCCAUCAGCAUACCAGCAGAAAAGAAUCAGACAGCUAAACAGCACACUACAAAAAGAACAGCUUGAAGUUUUGCAGUUUAGAGACAGGAUGAUAAUGGCAGAAAAAGCUGCAGCUAUGAAAGACAAGCAGUUGAAUGACUUGUUGGCUCAAAUGAUGCAAUAUGAGAGGGGGGAGUAUGGAUUGAGUGAGGCAGUACAGGAAAUCAAGGACUGCAAGGCUCAGAUUCGUAUCAGAGAUCAGAACAUUGAAGACCUGACAAGUCAGGUUAACAACUUGGAGAUCAAAGUAAAUGACAGUGAGAUGGAGAAUGAGGAGCUGCGAGAGCGACUUGGAAUGGAUCCAAAGGAGAAGCUGGACAUUGAAGUUGUACGGCACAAAAAGAAAGUUAAAGCAGAACAGGCAGUGGCUCUGAACAGGGCAUUAACUAAAGAGGUGGAAAGGUUAGAAGAAGAAAGGCUUCAGCUUAAACGGCAGCUCAGAAAACAAGCCCUGCAUCGAGGUCAAAGGGCUGUGGAGUUAGGAAUCACUGCUGAAGACUUAAUCGUGGCAGAAGAGGAGGACGUAGUCUCUUCACCCAGAAGACUUCCUGUGGUGGAUUCCGAUGGUGAGGUCACCAAGGCUUUGAACCAGAGGCUGGAAGGAGAAGUAGAAAAGAAUGAAAAACAAAUUGAAAAGUACAAAUCUGAUAUGAAAAAGAUCGAGACUGAAAAUAAGGAACUCAAAGAUGAAAACAAGCAGUUAGAAGUUGGAAUGCGGGAGAUUUUAGCCCAACUGAGGGAGCAUGCGGCAGCACAAGGAGUAGAGGAAAAUAAAUUAGUACAAGUUCCAGCCUUAGAAAAGCUCAUGGCUAUGAUAGAGUCUAGAAAUGCAGUGGGCCAGUAUGACACAACACUACAAUUAAAAGCUCAGAUUGAACAGCUAAGUGGGAGGAACGAAGAACUGCGACACGAACUGCACAACGCUCGAGCAGAAACAGCUAAAGCCAUCAUGCAGUUAGAGAGGAAAAACACCAAGAUCGAGGAUCUUGAAAAAGACAUUAAAGUGUUAAAAGAGAUAGGUGAGGGCGCUGUCAAGUUACAACCUAUGCCUUUGCCGCAAGGAAUGACACCCUCUUCAACGGAGAUCAUUGCCAGUCUUAAUGAGCAUCUUAUACAAGUACUUCAGGAAGUCUCCCUUAAGGAGCAAUUACUGGAGAAAAUGGAAAAGGACCUUGAGAUGUUCAAGAGGAAAUUCUCGGUUAUUCUUCACCAAAAGGGGCUUCUUUAUGUUGAUUUUAUGAAAGAAAAAGAGACAUGGGAAAAGGAGAAGAAAGCGAUCGAAGAAGAUAAGGCCUCAACUGAACUUGCCAGAGAACAUGAUAAAAUCAGGCUCAUGGAAUUCGAGAGAUUACUCGAUACCCUGGAAAAAGACGAGGACAAGCAGAAAAAGAGGCUUGGAGAAAUGACGAGAAAGGUUACAGUUUUGAGAGUGAACGAGAAGUCGCUCAGUAGAAGAUACACGGCCAUGCAAGACGUGGAAGCUGCUCUCAGGAAAGAAAACAAGAGAUACAAAAAUGAUGUCGUUGCUAUGGAGACCGCAGUUACUGAGAAACUAGGCUACCUUCAGAGACACAAAGAAAUGUCCACCUACAAGAUUGGAGUAUUACAGCAAGCGUUAGAUGAGAGUGUUCUUGCAACUGAACUGGAAGCAGCGAACAAACAGUAUAACGAACUCACUGCCAAGUAUCGCGACGUUAUACAAAGGGAAAACAGCCUCGUGGCACGAUCAGCCAUAGUCGACAAUCUAGAGGCCGACUUGAAGGCUUUGGAAGAAAGAGAAGCUGAACUGAAGAAGGAGAUGAUCUCACUGAAGGAACGAAACCACAGUUUAGAGCAGAUGGUGAAUGAACUUUUAUCGAAAGGUGGUGGAGAGGGUGAAGGAGACACCAGCAUUGUGCGUCAGGAAGAAAUUGAUAGAAUAUCAAGAAAACUUGCAACGCUAGAAAUGAAGGAGCUGAAUGAGAGAGAACGCGCUGACCAUGCUACGAGGAAGUAUGAACAAGUUCAGUCACUCAUCAAGCAACUGGAGGAAAGAAAUGUAGAGUUGGAGCAAAAGUUUGCAGAGAUCAGCAAGUUGAAUCUUGAAUCUCAGAGAGUUGAGCGGCAGCUUAGGGACGAAAUCUCCAACUCUGUCACACAAGAUACUCACGUGGCUGUCACGCGACGAGUCCGGUCUCUGGAGGAGUCCGAGUCUAAGCUAAAGGUGGAAGUGUCACGAUUGAAAGAGGUGGCGGAAGUGGCUUCGCAUCAGACGGAAGCCAUCAAAGCGCAGCAGGAGUCACAUGACAGAGAGCUGACAUCUCUUAGGAAGCAACUUUACGACAUGCAGAUGGAGACUGAUGACAAGACCAUUAUAGGUAAACUGCACCACCAUAUUGUGGCCCUUCAGGUAAGUGAGGGUACAGCGGUGAGGAAACUGGAAGCUGCUAUGCAGAAGCUGUCUAGACAGGAAGCUCACGUGUUACGGCUUGAGCGGCAGAUUGAUGAAAAAGGCCAGGCUCUGUAUCACGCUAAGAUGGAGGCCAGGAACAAGGCAAAGUUUCUUAAGAGAACCAUUCAAGAUCUGCGGAGGCAGUACAGCGGAGCUUUGCCAUUGAUGAAACAGGAAAAGUUUGCCGAGACUAUGCGUUCGUUACACGAGGACAAACACAAGCUUGAAGGAGAGCUUAAGAAAGCUAGAACCGACAGAGAAGCAGCAGAAGACAAGCUUGCUGAACUUCAGCUUCAACACGAUGGGUUACAGGAACUGAUGGCUACCUUAAAGGAUGGUAAAGGGGCUGCUAAAGUCACUGAAUGGCACGCAAAGAUGGGUGAAAUAAGACUGCAGGACCUUAAACUGAACCGUGCCAUUACUAGGUUGCAGGAAGAGUUGAAACACCUAGAAAAUAUGACGAAAGUUCAGGAACGCACCAUCUCGGAUUUGGAAGAUGAAAAUGUGCAACUCUCCAAAGAACACGAAGAGAGGCAGUUGCUAUGGGAACAGAGGGAGGUGGAGCUUGAGCGCACGAUUGACAAGGUAGAAAAACAACAGGAACAACUGGCGGACGCGGCUGCUAAGUUUGAGGAAGCUACUGGCUCGAUACCAGACCCUGAUCUUCCAGUGGCAAAUCAGCUGGAAAUGGCGAUUAGAAACAUAAAAGAACAUAUCAGGAUUAUUGUAGGAACGAGAGAGGAAAGCAAAGCUCUUAAAAAGAAAUACGAAGAGCUGGAUCAAGCUUUCAAGCAGUCAGAAGAAAGGCUCACCCAGAAAGACAAGCUGAUCAACGAGCUGCGCCUCCGCCUCCCUCUGUCGGAGCGCGGGGAGAUCACAGCAGAAGCCAAGAAAGCUGCUGGGUUAGUAGAGGAGGAUUAUGAAUCAAAACGAGCCCUUAAAGUGGCUCAGGCAACUGUGUCCAGUCUGCAGCAAAUGCUGGCUCGUAAAGAAGAAUCGUUGGCUAAAUACCAGGAAAUGUUGAAAGAAGCACGAGAGGAAGCCAAGACCCAAACUGAACAACACAAAGCAGAAAUUCAGCUCCUACAAGACAGAUUACACCUGGAGACGGACGAGACGUUUAGAAGGAAGAAGACUUUUCACAUGGAUUCAGUGAAUGAUGAUGGUCCUCCUGUUCCUUCGCACAAACAGCUGGCUCGUUUGUCUGAGCUAGAAGAAAUGGUGACAGAACAGGACAAUGCCUUAGCUGUGGCAGCAGAGAAGUACAAGAAAUCGCGAAACGAAAUCAGCAAAAUGAAAAAAGACCACGAGGAGCAAGUAAACAGUCUCAAACAGCAAAUGGCAAGGAAAAACGAGGAGCAUUCUAAGGAAGUUACGAAACUAAACAGUGAGAAACUGGAACGAGAUGACAGAAUAAUGGAACAGGGUAAAGAGAUUGAGGUACUUAAGGAUGAACUUGAGUCAGCGAAGGAAGCUGCCCAGCGGGCUCCCAGUAAAACCAUGAAACAUUUGGUGGAGAGACUUAAGAACCAGCUGGCAUUGAAGGAAAAACAACAAAAGUCCCUGAGUCAAGCUCUCCUGCAACUAAGAGCUGACAUGGUGACGACUGCAGAGGAAAAUGUUCAGGUUCACGCCAAAAAAGCCGAGCAACAGGUCAAUGUACAGCAUAUUGUGGAGAAAGAAACCGCUGGACUACAGGCACGUCUCGAAGAACUCCAAGAUCGAAUGGAAAAACUCAAGAAGGAGCUAAGGAAACAAAAGGAUAAGGAAUCGACUUUGUUAGAGGAAAGGGACAAAUUAAAGCAGGAUUUUGCUAAAAAGGACUCUGCGCUGCUAAAACUUGGCCGUGAACUGAAGGAGCUAGAGACUGUGCAAGAACAGCUGGAGAAAAAAGAGGAAGAAUUAAGAACUGAGAGGAACACGCUUGCCCAAGAACGUGCUGAAUCUGAAAAACUACGAGAGAGAGUGAAAAGCCUUCAAGGAAAAAUAAAACAGAUCAAACAGAAGAGUUCCGAGGACUCUGAAGGGGGAGCUGGUGACGAUAAACCGAUUGUUGAGGAAGUGAUUAAGGAAGAUAGAGUGGCGGUGGUUUCUGAAGGAGUUGCACGAUGGGAGGACAACAAGAAGUGGCAACAGAAAGUAGAGACGCUGAAGGGAAAACUGGCGGAGAAAACACGAGAGCUGGAAAAAGCCGAAAAGACCAUCGGUAUGUUACGAGAUGCAGUUAGCAGGGCUGAGAAGGACAAGGCAGGACUUCACAGUAGAUUGAAGAGCUCUGCCAAGUCGUCAACUGGCGGACAAGCUCUUGUCACAAACGAAGUUGUACAGGAUCUAAGGCAGAAUAUUUUCAAGCUGGAAGAAGAGAAUCAGGAAUUAAGACGUCAUAAAGUUCUGGGCCAUGACAAACAAAUGGAAGCGCUUGAGCUUCGAAACAAACAAUUAGUGGAGUAUAGUGAAGGUUUAGAACGAGACCUUGCUGGUAGAAUGGCUGAGCAGCGUACAGUGGAUCAUGCUGAUGCCGACAUGUAUCGUGAAAUGUAUCAGAGAAUUCAGUCUCUUCAAAAACAGCUCUUGGAAACGAAGGAGGAAAAUAUGGAAUUACGUUUCGACUAUGAGCAAGCUCGGAAGGAGAACCCACGACUAAAGGCUCGUGUAGAAGAUUUGCAAGAGUAUGUGGAAAUUUUGAAAGCAGAACUUGAAGCAAGUAAAAAAAGGGAGAAGGCUCGCAAGAAGAGUCUGGGUACUGGUAUGGGUGGUCAGAGCGUAGAGGAUCUGGAGAGAGUAAUAGCAGCCAUGAGACGAGUUGUAGAGAGGCUUCAGGGAGAGAAUGAUCAGUUGAAGAAGACUGUUGGUGCAGGAGGCCCACAGUAUGGCGAGGUCAUGAAGGAAAAUAAACGGCUCAAGCAUGAGUUGGAAAAGGCAAAAGUUAACGAGAAGACACAGUCCUCCCGUGGAGGCAGCAGUCAGGGAAAUACAGCUAAACUGAUGGCUGAGAACGAUAAACUACUGAAAGAUUUAAAAAAGGAAAUGGAGGAGGUAGAAAAGCUAAAAACUACAAACGCUAAUCUGGAACAGAGAAAAGAGGAGCUUGUGAAAGAAUUAGAACAGUUACAUCAAAGACUGUCCACCACUAACAUGCAAGGACUUGACAGUAAAGAAUGGAAAUCAGUCGUGUUACCAAAGAUAUACGAGGAAAAGAUGCAAAAACUAGAAGCAGAACUGGAGAAAAAGACAAAUCUGUUAAAGGAUAUCAAGACGUACUUGAAAGCAGCUGCUAACAGAGAAACUGAGUUAAUGAAGAAACAGCAAGAACUUGAGGAAAAGGUUACAGUUUUGGAGAGGUUUCCCACGAAUAUUAAAGGAGACAGUGAUCUGAUCAAAGAACUUCAACAGACAAG